UAACAAUUUACCUGUAAAAGUGUUAAUUACAGCACAUACUGAUAACAAUAAAGAUUAUGAAAAUCUACAGAAAAAAAGCUUUUCACGUCGCUAUUCUUUCUGAAUUUCCCAAUCAGUGUGAUAUAUAAUUUUCUUCUUAAUUAAAUAGUGGAAAACUUUGUUGCUUUUGCGCAGCGAAUGGCACACACUGCCAAGAGGAGAAGUGAGAGAGAACAGAAAAUUUUGUGAUUCGCGCACGGAAAUAAACACGAAUGUAUUGAGAGACCACGCCACAAUAAAAUUACAUAGCGGAGAGUAUCGUCAGUCGACGUUUGGCUAUCCAUACAAGUGGACCUUAUAGCAUUCAGGUUUCAAAACUCCACGGAUAUUUGGAGAAAUUUUCACGCGCGCGUAUCCGAAGGAAAUGUUUGUGUUUUAUCCCCUUCUUUAAAAGUGGAAUAACAAUGUGAAAAUCAUCUGUGAGGACACUUUUCCACGCCACGAAGGAUAAACAAUUAGUGUUUAGUAAAAUUAAAAUAAAAAAGGAGGUUAAUUAACAACAAAAGGUGUUCAAAUGGUGUGAAUUGGGUGUUAGAGAUAAAAGUUCUUUUGGGUGAAAUAUUAAAAAAAAACUUACUGCUGAAUUUUUUUCCAUUACAAUAUUUUUGUGUGAGGUGGAAGGUUGGUAAAAAAAAGUUUAUCUACAAAAAAAGAAAUUUAUAGUGUGAAGACAUAUAAAAAGAAUUCAAUAAUAAACCAACGAGGGAGAAAGAGAUAAAUUAUUAAGAAAAAAAUAUAAAAUUUUUAAUGUGAACACCGUAGUUGGUAUUUGAAAAGACCGAAAGAGGAGUGUUAAAAAAAGAGAAAUAAAUAUUUAUUAUAUAUAUGUACAUAUAUACAUAAUAUAAUAAUAAUGUGUUGAUGAAUAUAUACAAACGAUAUAAGGUGAAAAUUGUUCAAAAAGGUUAUUUGUUGAUUUAAUACAUUGUGUUGCGAUUGUAUUACCCAGAAAAUUGUUCAGACUUUAGAACAUUUUCUGUCAUCUGACGAUGAAAUAUUUGCUUAACUGAGGACAUGGGGACAUAUUAUAUUUGAUCCCCAACACUGGAAACCCCUGGAGGUGUAUGUGGAAAAUUUUGUGAAAUUUUUCCAACAAUUCCGGACAUUUGUCAACCAACAUCCUCAAAUGGGAAUAUUUAUCCGUUCUACAGAGAAAAGGAAAUUAAUAUUACAUACAUAAAUAUAUUUAUGUGUGUUUAGAAUAAAAAACAGAAGAAAAGUGAUUUUGAAUAAUAUUUAAUUGGACAGUGUGUGGAUUUGAUGUGUGGCAAAAAGUGUAAAUUGUAUGACCCUAAAACACUUGUACAUCAUUCAAAUGGCACUGACCAUGCUAACAAAUAAUUUUUGUGACACACAGCCUGUGCAGAAAAAGUGUUUAACAACACAAACAGCCAAAAAGUUUGCUUCUGUAAACAUCAUUAGACUACAUCUCUAUGUGUAUUGUGGUGAGAGAUAAAAAGCUCCCAAGCUCAUGGAGCUUUUGACGGUGUUGUGUGCCAGCUAAAGAAAUCAAAGAAAAAUCAAUGUAUUUUCACAAAUUGUAAUUUAUACGCUAUUCAUCACCAUUUGUAUUCACAUGUUUUCAAAUGAAAAACGAAGAGAGAGAGAGAGACGAAAUAGUAAGAAAGACGGCAUAUACUGAAAUUUUUUUUGAGUGUGUUUUCCUAUCGUUUGCAAAGAGCGGAAGAAUUUAAUUUGGAAUUCAAAUAAAUACAUAAAAUAUAAUAAAAGUAGAGUGAAAAAUACAACUUGCUGUAUGGACUUUUUAAAUAUUCAGUUUGUGCUUGAAUGCCAUAUUGCUCACCUAAAGCCCUCAAAUGGUGGUGCUAAUUUAGUGUGUUGAAUAAAUAUCAUUUCUUUUACAUUUUUAAUUUAUCACCAAGUUUAUAUUCUUUGUACCUUCCUAACAACUAAAAAAAAUAAACUCCUAAUAAAAGAAAAAGCGUUACAUCUUAAUUUCCGUGGAAGUGCAAUUAAAAAGAAAAACUUUUUUUUGGGUUGUUGUUAUCAUUAAUAAGAUGAUCUCGAGACUUUUCUAGAAUUCCAACAAAAAAAAAACAUACAGAACUUAUAUUAUUUAACAUUAUACUAAACUAAAAUGCAGAUGUAAGCAAAACAAGAACUUUAUUCCAUAUAUAGUUGUUUUAUUGCAUGACACAACUUGUUUUCAACUCGGGAGUGACUUUAAGAUUUUUCUUGCAAAAAUCCUCAAAAGCAAAAAAAGAUGUUAUAAAAAUUAUUGUGUACACGAAAAGAGAACCAGAAUCCGUAUGUGACCUACCAAAAAAUAUAUCUUAGAUGUUAAAAGAAAAAUUCAACGAAAUAAACAAGUUUUCAUAUAUAGUGGACGUUUGUGAAAGAAACCCAUCUUGUAUAAAAUUUUUUUUCUGUGUCACAUCGCGAUUAUAAAAUGUUGUUUUAAAUGGUGUUUUUGUGUGUGCGUGAUUUUUUUUUGGUGUUGUUGUUGAGAAAUGCCGGGAAUGAGGAAUAAAAAUCAAUGAAAAAAAAUAUUCAAUAAUAUACCUACAAUAAAUGAUCAACGCUGAAAGUGACUUUUGAAUGCGCUUUUGAGUAAUAUAAAAUAACUUUCAAGUGAAUCAAUUUUCACUUUAUAUUUCACCGGCUAUAUGGGAAGAAUUUUGUCUGAUGCGCGCGAGUGAUGUCAUACGAUAAGAAAGUCCAAAAGGUGCGACAUCUCAUUUGGUAUUCAUAUCCAGACUGAACCAAUUUUUCACUUGUACACCUGGCUCCUUGUGCGCCUUAGGGGGGGUCCACGGAGGACCAAAGAGAAAGUUGUCACAGUGACAUAAUUGAGAUAUUGUUUGAGAGUUGUUGACGACGCACAAAAAAGUCUUCUUCUGCUGCGUUUGCGUAAAUUGAUAAAAUUUAGUGAUUAAGGAUUCUUCAAGGAAUAAGAAGAAAAAGUAAAAGAAUUUCUACGCGUGAGUGUUAACUGGAAAUCAUAUGUCGAACUGGAGGGGUACGAAGAAUGGGAUUUAAAAAUUGGUGCGGAAGGUUCCGAGGAAGAUAAAAUGAAUGCAUCACCGUGCUUCACGGAAGGACCUCUGAGUAAGCCAUUUGGUUAUGGGAAUCAAAUGGAAAGUCAACAGCAACAGCAUCCAAAUUAUUCCACACAAAAUAUGGAUUAUGCACAGCCAUCGUCGUCGUACUACCAACAACCACCGAAUCCCUACUAUCACCGAUACCAGGGGCAAUACAAUCAGUAUGGUGGAUACGAUGCACAAUCCUCAGGUGGCUACACAACACCAUCCUAUCCCUCAACAUCAUACAGCUACAACGAGUACUACCGCAACUAUCCAUCUGCUGAGAAUGAAGGUGGCACGAGCUAUGCCGGCACUACGUCAUCCCCGAUGGCGAGUUGUGAUGCAGGUGGCCCAUCAAGGGCUCAUCGUCUCCAAUAUCAGCAAUCACCGCACAAAGUAGCAGCUCAAACAUCGAUGGGACAUCAGCAGCACACGUGGUACCAGCCACCACUUAUGCCACCAGAACAUAUGAUGAUGAAUAUGAUUCAGAUGACAAACAGCAGCAAUGGUCGAGAGGCAAGAAAUCGUGCUGAGAAAAAUAGGCGGGAUAAACUCAAUAAUUCAAUACAAGAAUUAUCCGGAAUGGUUCCACAUGUGGCUGAGUCACCGAGACGUGUUGAUAAGACAGCUGUUUUACGCUUCUCAGCACAUGGGCUAAGGAUUGAUUAUGUCUUUGGGAAAUCAGCAGGACCCUGUCAAUUUCGCAUUAAACCCCAAACGACGGAUGCAUUCCUGCGUCUCUUGGACAGCUUCCUCCUCACACUCACAUGCCGUGGGCAAAUACUCCUUGUUUCACCCAGCAUUGAACAACAUCUAGGCCACUGUCAGACGGAUCUCUAUGGGCAGAGUAUAUUGAACAUCACACAUCCAAAUGAUCACAGUCUCCUAAAGCGUCAACUUGUUCCCUCGGACCUGGAGAAUCUCUUUGAUAUUCAGCCGGGGGAUGAGACGAUAGAGCCAAAGCCACGGAGUAGGGAAGAAGAGGCGGAAAUUGAUGAGAAAUUGCGAAAAGAUCGCAGAGAUUUUACAAUAAGAUUGGCACGGGCAGGACCACGAUCGGAACCAACAGCUUAUGAGGUGGUACGGAUUGAUGGGUGCUUUAGGCGGGCAGAUUCAGCACCGCGUGGUAUGAAAACAAGCACCUUCCCAGGUGGGCUACAGCUCAUUCGGCGCACGCGAGGUCGUGACGAGAGUUUACCACUGCAUGCGAUCAGUGGCAAUGACAUCGUCCUGGUGGCCAUGGCCCGUGUUAUCAAGCCACCGUCCAUCUGUGAUCGUCUCAUUGAGGCGUGCAAGCAUGAGUACAAGACACGUCACUUGAUCGACGGCCGCAUUGUGCAAUGUGAUCAACGCAUCUCGAUCGUUGCCGGAUAUCUCACUGAAGAAGUAUCGGGUCUCUCGCCAUUUACAUUUAUGCAUAAGGAUGACGUACGCUGGGUUAUGGUAGCUUUAAGACAAAUGUACGACUAUAGUCGUCAAUAUGGUGAAUCCUGUUACCGUCUCAUUACGAGAACUGGGCAAUUUAUCUACCUCAAAACUCGGGGAUUCCUUGAAAUUGACAAGGAGACCAAUAAAGUGCACUCUUUUAUCUGUAUAAAUACGCUCGUGUCCGAGGAGGAGGGCAAAAGGUUGGUGAAGGAGAUGAAGAAGAAAUUCUCAAUUAUCAUUGAUUCGGAGGACGCGCAAAAUGUACAGGAGGAGGCCAUUGAGGCUGUUGAGGAUCCCCACCAAAUUGAACGUGCAAUAAUGAAUUUGAUUACAAAUCUCGUGCCACUCGAGGGGGAAAUGAGUGAAAUUCCCGGACAACCUGACUCCCCGGCCAGUAGCAAAGAUGGUCGUCACACGAAGAGCCCACCACUUGCAAUUAUCGCCCCAAAGCGUAGUACAAUAAAGACUUCAAUUGUGAAGAGUGUGAGUGUUGUGGAGGCAGCCACGAAGAAUAUUAAAUCCCCCGAGUCUGUGUCGUCCGUUAGUAGCCCGUGUUCGGAUAUUCAGCGUCCGUCGGUACUCCAGAGGACACCUGGCAAGAGGUUGUCAAGUACUGAGAGUAAAAUGGGAUUCUUUGGUUCACCGACAAGUGUGGAGGUGAAGGAGGAAACGGAAUCCCUUGCAUCGCCAUAUAGUGAUCAGAGAAUCCCACCAUUGCCCACGAGUACGGACUACUUUGAGCGGUACGACCUGCAGGAUGCUGAGGGUAUGCUCUAUGGCAGUGAAACGGCACAAAAUCAAAAGUUUUUCACCACUGAAGCUGGGCAUAGGGCUAGUUCAGUAUUGAAGAGGGCAUUUGGUGGUGAACCACUUGAGAGUGUGCCAAAGAGGCGCAACUUAAUGGAUCCAAUGGAUGCGGGAUGUUCAUCCAGUGGUGGUUUCAUUGAGGAGCUCAAUAAUCCGCGAAGUGAUUUAACACAAGUCCUGCCCAGCUCUUUUAGGGCCCUUGAUCAAUCAUUAAUGAAGAUUGAGGAUGCAGCUAAUGCUCUGCGUGAACAAUCUUAUCCUGUCUCCGCAUCAAAUACUCAUCAACUCGAGGAAAUUAUGGAGGAGCAUUUAGAACAAAAAGAAAUGCUGCAGUCAAUUCAGCAGGAAUUUCACACGAGAAUCAGUGAAAAUCGCAACUUGUCAACCCCCACGGAUACUCAGAUGGCAUCAAGUAGUAGUUCCGUAGUUUGUAGGAGAAUUAGUGAAAGUGAUAGCGGUGAGUCGGAUCAAUGAUAGUAAAUUCCAUUUCUUUUGGGCCACAAUGGAAUUUGGGGUAUAGGCAAACAAAUUCAAUAUAAUAUCUACUAUUUUACCUCUUAUCUAGAAACGAACCUAAGCUGAUUUAGCAAAUUUUCGCGCUGUUAUUUAUUCUUUAAAAGAAACAACAAAAAAAAGAUUUUCAACUCUUCCACAUUUUUGUAGGAAAUGAGUUGGAUUUUUCUUUAAUUCGUGUUGAGAGAGUUUUUUUUUUUAAUUAUUAUUAAGUGUCUUGUGAGAGAAAUUUUUAUUUUAUUGUUUCAAAUCGAAUUGAUUUGGUGGUUUUUAAUUUUAUUUCAUUUAAUGUUUUUUUUUAUUAUUAAUUAUGGUGGAUUUAUUGCUUAGACGUUUGAGAAUAUUAUUUUCUUGGUAAAAUAUCAAGUUUAUUUAAUUGAAAGGGAGACGAAAAUGAAAGUAAAAUUAUAUAUCUAGGUUAUAUAUAAUAAAUAUGCGAGUCCUAAACUUUUCCGCAGAGUACAAUAAAAAAAAAAGAAAAUGAAAGGAGAAACAAAUAAGAAAAUUUAGAGAUUUAAGACAUGCAUUGACAACAAAUUGAUAGUACACAGUUUUUUUCUUAGAAUUAAGAAAAUAAAAUUCACAUUUAAAAAUGAAUUAAGAUGAAAAAAAAUACAAAAAGGUAAGUUUAAAAAAAGAUCAUAUUUUAGUAGCCAAGUUGAUAAAAGGUGAGUUUUGAGAAAAAAAAAUCGGUAUUACUAUUUUUAUAAACAGAAUUACGAGAGAAAAAAUAAUAAAUUUACUAAUAUUUAGUAAUGAGAUGCAACACAAAAUAUUUCCAUACAACACUUUACAAAGCAGAAGAUAAUUUUCGGGAAAUAAUAAAAAUAAAGAAGUAAAAACCCCAAAAAAA
Molecule: messenger RNA, 6684 nt
Organism: Lutzomyia longipalpis
Lineage: Eukaryota; Metazoa; Arthropoda; Insecta; Diptera; Psychodidae
Product: basic helix-loop-helix ARNT-like protein 1
Exons: 7
Coding region: 3072-5792 (906 amino acids)
Biological process (GO): regulation of transcription by RNA polymerase II
Cellular component (GO): transcription regulator complex; nucleus; cytoplasm
Molecular function (GO): RNA polymerase II cis-regulatory region sequence-specific DNA binding; protein dimerization activity; DNA-binding transcription factor activity, RNA polymerase II-specific
Source: RefSeq, a predicted model, not a curated record